AGUUGAGUUAGCAAGUUCAGAAUUAAACUCUGUUUUAUAAGACUUACAUAACAAAACAUCUGGUUUUAACUCUUAAUAGACCUAUUAAUUUUUACAUGCCGAUGUAAUUUUCUCAUUUAAAACAGGCACAACUUUAAAAUGAUCACUUCGGUUGGAUUGAUAUUUUUGUUGAUAGCACUGAGUGACGUUCAUGCUGUACCAAAUGUUUGCCUACCCGAAAUGGGAUGCCUUGAAGGCACCUACAUGUCUGGUUUCCAAAGUGAUAAAUUUGAAGUCUUCAUGGGAGUUCCAUUUGCUGAGCCUCCAGUUGGUGAUUUGAGGUUUAGCAAUCCAAAACCUAUGAAGCCGUGGAAAGGUGUUCUGGAUGCGACUAAAGCUAAACCAGACUGCAUUCAAAAAAACUAUUUGCCACCUCAGCCAUUUGUCAGUGGACAGGAAGACUGCUUGUAUCUAAAUAUAUAUCGUCCAAUAAAUAAAGAUAAAAAACCACUGCCAGUAAUGGUUUACAUAUUUGGGGGAGGAUUCUUUGCCGGUACUGCAAGCCCUUUAAUCCAUGGACCAGAAUAUUUUAUGGACACAAAGGAGGUGAUUCUAGUUACAUUAGCAUAUCGCUUGGGUGCUUUAGGUUUCCUUUCAACUGGAGAUGCUAAUAUGCCUGGCAAUUUUGGGUUGAAAGAUCAAAAUUUAGCAUUAAAAUGGAUUCAAAGCUACAUCUCCUAUUUUGGAGGAGAUCCUCAUAGCGUUACAAUCUUUGGACAGAGCGCUGGAGCUGUAUCUGUUCAUAUGCACAUAUUAAGUGAUUUGUCAUCAGGUCUCUUUCAAAGAGCAAUUGUAAUGAGCGGUAAUGCUGGUGCACCAUAUGCCACCCCAAUUGCCAAGCCACUUGACCAAGCUCGUAAGCAAGCUGAGCUUGUUGGAAUUCCCAAUGCCAAUAACAUAAGCCCAAAAGACCUCACAAAAGCCUUACGACAAAUUGAUGCCAAUAAAAUCGUCGAAUCUGGUGAUGGAUUUAAAUAUUGGCAUGUAGAUCCUCUGACCACAUUUCGUCCAGUUAUCGAAGAACCUUCUCCAAAUGCAUUCUUGACUGCUGAUCCAGUUGAUCUUAUAGCUACUGGAAACUAUACACAAGUACCUUGGAUGACGGGUAUGGUACCUCAUGAAGGCGCUGUUCGAGCUUUGUCCAUACUCUCCAAUGAAGCAUUACGUAAUGACUUCAAUAACCAUUUUGACGAUUUCAUUGGAAAACUUAUGGAGUUCCCAUUUACAAAUGAUGUUGGCACGAAAAUGGAUUCCCUUAUUGAUCAUUAUUUUAAUGGAGUCCACGAACUAAACAACCAAACAGCCCAAGCUUUCGUUGAUAUCAUUACUGACCGAGCUUUUGUGCAUCCGUUUUAUAAAAACACCAAACAGUACGUUGAAACGGCUGAUCUUAAAAAAAAUCCAGUCUACCUCUAUCGAUUCAACUAUCGUGGUCCAUUUUCCUAUUCGACAUUAUACACAGGAAAUUUCAACAAUUACGGAGUAGUGCAUUGUGAUGAUCUUAUAUAUUUAUUCCGAUCGCCAGGACUGUUCAAUGUAGACUUUGAAAAGAACUCAGUGGAAGCAAAAGUAAUCAAGGAAUUAGUAGACACUUAUGUUUCCUUCGCAACAACAGGACACCCUAAUGGAGCAAAUGACCAAAGUUUAGCAGAAUGCAAUCGACAUGCUUUGGAAAAUCCAGAUGAUAACAAAAUUUGUUCGUACAAGGAGAUACAAAAUGCAAGCAAUGGAUUUUCAGUGCAAAUUGAUAACUAUUUUGACGUUUCAAAAGUAAAACUUUGGGACAAAAUACUUAAUUGAAUUGCUUUUAUCUUAAAUUGUUUUAUGUAAUCAUUUGUAUUUCUGCAUGUGUGUCUUAUUUAUUUAUUUUCAUUCGUAUCAUUUUAUGUAAGGGUUAUUUUUUUUAAGACUAGUAUCUUCUUUCAAAAAAAUAAUUGACAACCAUUUUAUAGGAUUAAUAAAAUA
Messenger RNA from Episyrphus balteatus (marmalade hoverfly), 2004 nucleotides. RefSeq names its product juvenile hormone esterase-like. NCBI's taxonomy places the organism in Eukaryota, Metazoa, Arthropoda, Insecta, Diptera, Syrphidae. The transcript has 6 exons. The record is from RefSeq and is a predicted model, not a curated record. The coding region runs from base 139 to 1839 and encodes 566 amino acids.